AAAAGAUUCCAACAGGAUCUCACGGUCAUCAUUUCCGGGCAAGUUCUGCAUAUCCUCCGACAAAAUGAAUUUUUAUCCACCACCUCCUGUGAUCAAAGCAGAGAUUUAUCUCCACAUCCCAGACGACAAGCGCUGCUUAGGCCAAGAGUCAGAAUGGCGCGGGGGCUUUGCGGGGUCGUUCCAGCACAUCUUCCUUGAAGGUCCAGUUGUCGAUAGCGCUGGGAAUCUCUAUGUCGUGGACAUUCCUUAUGGCCGUAUUCUCAAGAUUGAUCACCAGAAGGAUGUUACCGUUGCUUGUUCUUGGGAUGGCGAGCCGAAUGGUCUCGUGGGGACUGUUCAUGGAGAUUUGUUGGUGGCAGACUACAAGCAGGGCAUACUAUCGUUUGAUCCCGAGACAGGGAAGAUAGGUCCAAAGUUGACGAGGAAGAACCUUGAGAGAUUUAAAGGCCCGAAUGACUUGAUUGUCGAUUCAAAGGGAAAUCUCUACUUCACAGACCAAGGUCAAACCGGAAUGACUGAUCCAACAGGCCGUGUCUACCGUUUAUCAGCUGAUGGAAGACUCGAUACCCUCCUUGACAACGGCCCCUCACCCAAUGGUCUCGUGCUCUCACGAGACGAGCGCUUUCUCUACGUCGCUAUGACAAGAGCAAACCAAGUCUGGCGCCUACCCUUACACGCAGACGGCACUACUUCCAAAGUUGGGGUGUUCUUCCAGUCUUUUGGGAACGCGGGUCCUGAUGGUCUGGCCCUAGAUGAAGAAGGGAAUUUGUUCAUCUGCCAUCCAAGUCUUGGUUCAAUCUUUGUGGUCGAUACUCAUGGUGUGCCUAAGGCUCGAAUUGUUAGUGGAUCACCGGGAAUCAAUCUGACAAAUUGCUGUUUUGGAGGACCGGAGCAUAAGACUUUAUUCAUCACUGAUAGUUUGGAGGGGAAUAUUCAGACGGUGGAGUGGCAUUGUCGGGGAGCUGUGGCUGCGCCGUCACUGAAACAAAGCAAGUAGCAGUAAAUAACGAUAAAUUUAAACUUUAACCGC
Fusarium redolens is the source of this 1030-nucleotide messenger RNA. RefSeq lists its product as uncharacterized. The record is from RefSeq and is a predicted model, not a curated record. The transcript is spliced from 2 exons. The coding region runs from base 65 to 997 and encodes 310 amino acids. NCBI's taxonomy places the organism in Eukaryota, Fungi, Ascomycota, Sordariomycetes, Hypocreales, Nectriaceae.